Messenger RNA from Asparagus officinalis (garden asparagus), 1402 nucleotides. RefSeq names its product patatin-like protein 2. The transcript is spliced from 6 exons. Gene Ontology annotation, molecular function: monoacylglycerol lipase activity; glycerophospholipase activity. The coding region runs from base 27 to 1250 and encodes 407 amino acids. NCBI's taxonomy places the organism in Eukaryota, Viridiplantae, Streptophyta, Magnoliopsida, Asparagales, Asparagaceae. The record is from RefSeq and is a predicted model, not a curated record. Gene Ontology annotation, biological process: lipid metabolic process.
UGUUUUUGUUCUCUAAGUUUUGAACAAUGGCUACUGAAAAUGUUGAAAUCACGGUGACUCCACGACUCAUCCCUCCACCUUGUAUGGGAAAUUUAAUUACAGUGCUAAGUAUUGAUGGAGGGGGAGUUAGAGGCAUCAUCCCAGGAACCAUCCUUGCUUUUCUUGAAUCAAAGCUUCAAGAACUUGAUGGUGAGGAUGUGAGGCUAGCUGACUAUUUUGAUGUGAUCGCGGGGACAAGUACUGGUGGUCUUUUGACUGCAAUGCUUGCAGCUCCUAACAAGGAUAACAGGCCACUCUUUAGAGCUAAAGAGAUUGUUGAUUUCUAUUUAGAGAAUUGCCCCAAGAUUUUCCCUCAGAAAAAUACCUGGAUUUUCGAUUCAGUGCUUAGAUUGAUCAAAGCUGCGGCUGGACCCAAAUAUGACGGAAAAUUCUUGUGCUUCAAAGUCAGAGAACUGCUUGGUGAAACGAAGUUGAACCAAUCUCUGACCAACAUAGUAAUACCUACAUUUGACAUCAAGCUUCUUCAGCCUGUACUCUUUUCCACAUUCGAGGCGAAAACUGAAACAUCGAAGAAUGCUCUUCUUGCUGAUAUUUGUAUUAGUACUUCAGCAGCUCCUACUUUCCUCCCUGCUUAUUACUUUCAGACCGAAGAUUCUUCAGGAAACAAGCGUGAAUAUAACCUUGUUGAUGGAGGUGUUGCAGCAAAUAACCCGACAUUAGCCGCAAUAAAUCAAGUCUCAAAGGAGAUUUUAAUGGAGAACCAAGAUUUCUUCCCAAUAAAACCGACGGAUUAUGGAAAAUUCCUUGUGCUAUCUCUAGGAACAGGUGAAGGGAAGCAACAUCACAGGUAUAGUGCAAAAGAUGCUGCAAAGUGGGGAGUUCUUGGAUGGUUGUUCAACAAAUGCGACACACCUUUGAUCGACAUAUUUACUCAGGCGAGCGCUGACAUGGUGGACAUACAUGUGUCUGUGCUCUUCAAAGCCCUUCAUUCUGAGAAGAACUAUCUUCGUAUUCAGGACGAUACUCUAGAAGGAACCACGUCAUCAACAGAUAUCUCAACGGAGGAGAACUUAAACAAGCUGGUUCAAGUUGGCAACGAGCUCCUCAAAAAGCCAGUGUCAAGAGUGAACGUAGAGACAGGAGUUUAUGAAUCUGCCGGUUCUGUUAUGACCAAUGAAGAAGCCCUCACUAAUUUUGCUGAACUUCUUUCCCAUGAAAGGCGACAUAGAAGAGCAAAUACCCCAACUUGACGAUGAUGAGGAAGUCUGUGAAGAAAAAGGAUAAAGAGAAGCCGUCACUUGACAGAAAUACAACAGUUGAAAAAAAUGGUUUGUGAAUUUAUGUGUGGGAACCAAGUUGGUGCUAGAAAAUGAAGUUCCAUAAACAUGAACUUUGAUAUUGU